Molecule: messenger RNA, 1050 nt
Organism: Conger conger (European conger)
Lineage: Eukaryota; Metazoa; Chordata; Actinopteri; Anguilliformes; Congridae
Exons: 5
Coding region: 60-890 (276 amino acids)
Source: RefSeq, a predicted model, not a curated record
CAACUAUCACAUCUUAGAAGCACCCAUCCGGAUACCACCAUUUUAAAAUCACUUUAAAUAUGGAGCGAGGAAGUAAGGUUACUGCAGACGUUCAUUCAGACCAUGGCAGCGAGCAAUAUUUUGACGAAAACAAGAGCUGUCCGUCCUGCAAACAAGAGAUUGAGCGUCUAAAGCAGGAGAACAAACGACUGAAAGAGAUAUUGGCCGAGGUCAGCGGCUAUAGGUGCGAACCUCAGGCACCGAGCAGCAGGGAAACUGCAGACGAUUUUCCGGAAGAAGGAUGGCGUGGACUAAACGAGGCGACCGGGGCAAUGAAAGGAAGCUCAGUGAUGAGGAAGACACGGAAUCACAGCUCUCAGAUGGCGGGUAUCUUCAGACAAAGUCCUGACCGCAUGGGGAGCGAGCGCAUGGACUGUGACGAAACACACAGCAGAGCGGCAAGCAAACCAUCAACCUGGUCUGCGCCCAAGCGAGAGGGAGCAGACCUCAGAGGGGCUGCAGGAGGAUGGGACGAUGGCGCGGUUGGGGAGAAUUCGCUGUCGGAGCUGAGGAAGGUUCCACGAAAGCUUAUGGGCGCGCUGCAAUUCAGCAAUUCCCACACCGUCCUUGUGGAUGUGUAUUCUUUAUCUGCAAAGGGAACCAUAGUUGCAAGAAAUGGGCUGGCUCUGUGGGAUGCCAACUCGGUGAGAAUGCCCUACAUGGAGCAGAACAUGCUGCAGGGCGAGUCCCGAUGGGAGAAGAUCAAGACGUCCCUGAGGAACCUGGAGAAGUGUUGGUUUGUGACAGCUAAAGACGUUGAGGUGGGACAAGCAGACUCUGGAAAUAACCAGUUCCAAUACUUGUAUGCAAUGACCCAAAGAAAACAAAUAUGCUCAGUUUUAAUCAGUUGAGAUUAUAAAUUAGUUUGUCCCAAAUGCAAAGUUCUCACGUUGCUCACUGUAGGAGGACUUGGCUAUCUUGGAGACCAAUGUUAAUUAUGCAAGCAACACGGACAUGUGCAUGUUCUCCAGUCAGCUGUAAACUUGAAGUGAAUAUCCAUUGCACUAUGGA